Aspergillus oryzae RIB40 is the source of this 867-nucleotide messenger RNA. RefSeq lists its product as uncharacterized. NCBI's taxonomy places the organism in Eukaryota, Fungi, Ascomycota, Eurotiomycetes, Eurotiales, Aspergillaceae. The coding region runs from base 1 to 867 and encodes 288 amino acids. The transcript has a single exon. The record is from RefSeq and is a predicted model, not a curated record.
AUGGCACAAGCAUCCACUCCAACAGAGGAUAUACCUCUGGAAUAUUUUCCAGAACCCACCGAGGAAGACGAACAUCCAUGGUAUUCUGCAUUUCGCUUAGCUCUCGACAAGCCACUCCUCAGAAUCUGGGAUUCCCACUCGACGGUCAAGCCAACAUCAAAAAACCGCCUUUAUUCAAGAGAUCAAAUCAAAAGACUAGACACUUUCGAGGCCCGGGCAAUAUCGUUAUCCAUCCACGCCCACAAUUCCCGGGCUCCCACACCGUUCAUCUCAUUCACUACAUCCGCAGGAGCUGCACGGAGACUUGCCCAAAAAAUGCCCCAGAAGAGAGGCUCUCAGAUGCUUACGGUUAUCAAUCCCAGGGUCCGAAGGGCCAAGGGUCGAUACCUUCUCAGUACGGUUGAUGAAAUGUGCUACUACGGGGUAAGGAAGCCAUACCGGACGUUCUAUCGGGACUAUCAAGAUGAAUUCCUCUGCCUUUGGGUGGUUGGAGAAGAAGAGAUUGUUGGACAUUGGAAAUGGGAUAAGCUCGUUGAGGAGAAGGGUUGGUACCAGGCCACCAUCCUGCCUGCGUUUAGAAAGCAUGAUAAAAGAUUUACGGCACAUCUCUCGCCAAUCUCUCUAUCAGUUUCAGUGGAAGUCUGUUCCGAUACAUCUUCGAGUGCUGAGAUGAUAUCAAGAGGGCAGACCAAAGGGUGGGAAGAAGGCAACUCCCUUGAUUCAGAAAUCUCUCCUGAUCAGCAUCAGGACUUGUCGAGUGAGGGAUAUAGCGGGUCAUUAGAGGAUUAUAGUGAUCCGGGCGACAGCUACUACGAGAAUGAGGCUAACUCAAUCGGUUUCUUGCUCAACGCUUCCGAGGAGGAUUAG